UCGAUUGUCACAUAUAUUUGUAGACUAUAAAUCAAGAGAGAGAGAGAGAGAGAGAGCGAGAGAGACAAAGAGAGACGAAGAGAGAUGGGGUUGGGCUUAUUAGCUCUCAGAGCUUCGAGGACCUCAGCACUGAAUCGCCUGCCAAGGGCUUUCGCAUCUCAAAACCCUAGCAGCAAUGCUAUCAUCAGAGGGAUCGUUUCGACUACGGAGCUUCAAAACCCAGAAGCCGCAGCUGCGCAGCCUGAACCAGCACCAGAGCUUCCUCCUCGCAAACCAUUGGCUGGAGCUAGGGUUCAUUUCACCAAACCCGACGAUGCAAUCGAGGUCUUUGUCGAUGGCUACCCCGUGAAGGUCCCUAAAGGGAUGACGGUCUUACAGGCCUGCGAGAUCGCCGGUGUCGACAUUCCUCGUUUCUGUUACCAUAGUCGCCUUUCCGUCGCAGGCAAUUGUCGUAUGUGCUUGGUCGAGGUCGAAAAAUCGCCCAAGCCUGUUGCUUCUUGUGCCAUGCCUGCCCUUCCAGGGAUGAAAAUUAAGACUGAUACACCUAUUGCGAAGAAGGCACGCGAAGGGGUUAUGGAGUUUUUGCUGAUGAAUCAUCCAUUAGAUUGUCCGAUUUGCGAUCAGGGUGGAGAAUGCGAUCUGCAGGACCAGUCAAUGGCUUUUGGAUCCGAUCGGGGCCGCUUUACCGAAAUGAAGAGAUCAGUGGUUGAUAAGAAUCUCGGCCCCUUGGUGAAGACUGUGAUGACUCGAUGUAUCCAGUGUACAAGAUGUGUCAGAUUUGCUACCGAGGUUGCUGGAGUUCAGGAUCUUGGCAUGUUAGGUCGUGGGAGCGGAGAAGAAAUUGGGACUUAUGUUGAAAAACUUAUGACAAGUGAGCUUUCUGGAAAUGUGAUAGAUAUAUGCCCUGUGGGUGCUCUGACUUCAAAGCCAUUUGCUUUUAAAGCUCGAAAUUGGGAGUUAAAGGGCACAGAGAGUAUAGAUGUUACAGAUGCGGUUGGGUCCAACAUUAGGAUUGAUAGUAGGGGUCCAGAGGUCAUGAGAAUCCUCCCACGGUUGAAUGAGGAUAUUAAUGAGGAAUGGAUUUCAGAUAAAACACGUUUCUGUUAUGAUGGGCUGAAAAGACAGAGGCUAAAUGACCCUAUGAUUCGUGGCCCAGAUGGACGCUUUAAGGCAGUAACCUGGCGCGAUGCCCUUGCUGUGGUUGCUGAGGUUCUCCACCAAGUUAAACCUGAGGAAAUUGUUGGAGUUGCUGGUAAGCUGUCAGAUGCAGAGUCCAUGAUGGCACUGAAAGACCUCUUGAACAGGAUGGGAUCAAACAACAUAUGGUGUGAAGGAAAUGGGUUGAAUCCUCAGGCUGAUCUGCGGUCAGCAUUCCUUCUAAAUAGUAGCAUCUCUGGCCUUGAGAAGGCAGAUGUUUUCCUUUUGGUUGGCACCCAGCCAAGGGUUGAAGCUGCUAUGGUGAAUGCGAGAAUUCGCAAGACUGUGCGUGCAACCCAAGCCAAGGUGGGCUACAUUGGUCCUCCAACUGAUUUGAACUAUGAUCACAAGCAUCUUGGCACAGGCCCUCAAACACUUCUUGAAAUUGCGGAGGGUCGACAUCCAUUUUGCUCGGCACUCUUGCAUGCCAAAAAUCCUGCCGUCAUUGUUGGUUCUGGGCUCUUUGAACGCAAGGACAAAGAUGCAAUACUAUCUGCUGUUGAAACCAUUGCUAAGCUUGGAAAGGUGGUUAAACCUGACUCGAAUGGCCUCAAUGUUCUGCUUCUCAAUGCUGCCCAAGCUGCAGCUCUAGAUCUUGGGCUUGUUCCAGAAUCUGGCAACAGCAUUGAGUCUGCAAAGUUUUUGUAUUUGAUGGGUGCUGAUGAUGUGGACAUGGACAAGGUCCCAGGUGAUGCUUUUGUGGUGUAUCAAGGGCACCAUGGUGACCGCAGUGUCUAUCGAGCCAACGUCAUACUCCCAGCAUCAGCAUUCAGUGAGAAAGAAGGGACAUAUGAAAAUACUGAAGGAUGCAGUCAAGAGACAUUGCCUGCAGUCCCAAUAGUUGGAGAUGCUAGGGAUGAUUGGAAAAUAAUUAGGGCUAUUUCAGAAGUGGCUGGAAUACGGCUACCAUAUGAUACACUUGGGGCUGUCAGGUCCCGGAUCAGGUCUGUGGCACCAAACCUGUUGCACCUGGACGAAAGAGAACCUCCCACAAUUUCCAGUGCAGUGAAGCCCCAGUUUAGCCAGAGGGUGAGUAUAGCACCAUUUGGAUCAGCUGUAGAAAAUUUCUACAUGACAGAUUCAAUAACUCGGGCAUCAAAGAUAAUGGCACAGUGCACAGCCCAACUGUUGAAGUGAGAGCAUUUGAUAGGUAUUACCUUAAUAAGGGUAUAUAUUUUGUUUUAUUGCCCUUGGGAUCUUUCUAUCCCAGUGUGGGGAGUCAUUCACAAACAAAUUAUAUUUGCAGUGCCAUAAUGGACUUGUACUCAUAAAUGGCAAUUUCACUUAUGUUCAUUGCGACUCUUGUAACUUAAGUGUUAGGCUACCUGUUAAGCUUUUAUCUAUUUCCUACUCUUGGCCGUUUUUGGUUGAGAACAGAUUCUUGAGAAACAAUAUCACUUUUGGGUCUACAGCUGGGUGUUCUGUUGCUUGAGGUGGAUUA
Telopea speciosissima is the source of this 2638-nucleotide messenger RNA. RefSeq names its product NADH dehydrogenase [ubiquinone] iron-sulfur protein 1, mitochondrial. Gene Ontology annotation, molecular function: iron-sulfur cluster binding; NADH dehydrogenase (ubiquinone) activity. Gene Ontology annotation, biological process: ATP synthesis coupled electron transport. The coding region runs from base 85 to 2334 and encodes 749 amino acids. The record is from RefSeq and is a predicted model, not a curated record. The transcript is spliced from 5 exons. Lineage: Eukaryota; Viridiplantae; Streptophyta; Magnoliopsida; Proteales; Proteaceae. Gene Ontology annotation, cellular component: membrane.